CCUCUCUGACAGCUCGCGUCUGCUAUAGCCAUGCUGGAGAUUGUGCUGGCAGUUGCCCUGUGUCUGGGGUCUGCAUCUGCAGCUACCCUGGGAGUGGUGCACACCGAGGGAGGCAUGGUAGAGGGGACAAACCACCGUCUGGGACUGUCUCGCUACAUGGACGUGUUCAAGGGGGUCCCCUUCGCGGCUCAACCGGGACGCUUCGAGAAGCCCCAGCCCCACCCUGGCUGGCAAGGAGUGCUGAAGGCCACAGAGUUUCGGAAGAGGUGUCUGCAGGUGACUCUCACCCAGACUGAUACCAGAGGCAGCGAGGACUGUCUUUACCUGAACAUCUGGGUCCCUCAGGGCCGAUCUGUGUCCACCCAUCUGCCCGUCAUGGUCUACAUCUUUGGCGGCGGUUUCCUGGUCGGGGGGUCCAUGGGCGCCAACUUCCUGGACAACUACCUGUACAGCGGGGAGGAGAUCGCAGACAGGGGCAACGUCAUCGUGGUGACGGUCGGCUACCGCGUGGGAACCCUGGGCUUCCUCAGCAGCGGUGACUCCAGUGGGCCAGGGAACUACGGGCUGUGGGACCAGCACGCUGGCAUCGCCUGGGUGCACAGGAACAUCAAGGCCUUCGGAGGGGACCCUGACAACAUCACGGUGUUCGGAGAGUCGGCUGGGGCUGCCAGCGUUAACUUCCAGAUUCUCUCUCCAAAGAACAAGGGGCUGAUUCGCAGAGGUAUCUCUCAGAGCGGGGUGGCCCUCAGCCCCUGGGCCGUCAACAGGAACCCCCGUGCCUUGGCGGAAGAGAUUGCUGUAAAGGUGGGCUGUCCCACAGAUGAGAAGAUGAUGCCCUGCCUGAAGAUCACAGACCCUGUGGCUCUCACUCUGGCUGGGUCCCUCAGCCUGCACGGCUCUCCCACCAACCCGCUCGUCUUCAACCUGCUCCUCGCCCCUGUCAUUGACGGGGACUUCCUGCCCGACGAUCCCAGCAACCUGUUCCACAACGCCGCGGACAUUGACUACAUCGCCGGGGUCAACAACAUGGACGGCCACAUCUUCACCGGCCUCGACGUCCCUUCCAUCAACCAGCCCCUGCAGCCCACCCCGCCAUCGGUGGUGCAGGACCUGCUGACUGCCCUGACCAGGGAGAAGGGGGAGCAGGCGGCUGCCAGUGCCUACGCUGAGUACACCAUUAGCUGGGGGCCUGAUCCCAGCAAGGCCACCAUCAAGCAGACCGUCGCGGAGAUCGAGACCGACUACAUCUUCCUGGUGCCCACGCAGGCCGCCCUGUACCUGCACGCUAACAACUCCAGGACCGCACGCACCUACUCCUACGUCUUCUCCGUGCCCUCACGUAUCCCAGGAUUCCCCAGCUGGAUGGGGGCCGACCACGCUGAGGACCUGCAGUACGUUUUUGGGAAGCCCUUCACCACGCCCCUGGCUUACUUCCCCCGGCACCGCGAUGUCUCUGGUUACAUGAUCGCCUACUGGACCAACUUCGCUAGAACUGGUGACCCCAACAAAGGUGAGUCUAAGGUCCCCGCCACCUGGCCUGCCUUCACCAGCUCAGGGCACCAUUACCUGGAGAUCAACACCAAGAUCAACCACGACUCCAUCAAGCACAAGCUCAGGUCUCGUUUCGUGCACUACUGGACUGUCACCUACGCUAGGCUGCCUUCACUCGCCGAUGCAGCAGAGUAGCCGGUCUGGCGCGGAAAUUCCGGAGCCCCUCCAGGGAACGUUCCAUUCCUCUACUGUGACAUCAUGCUCCAGAACCCAAUCAGAAGCCGCCAUGUGAGGCCUAUGCAUUUGGCUUGAGAGCACCAGCGCUGAUUGUGCAGAGGUGAUGGAG
Messenger RNA from Megalops cyprinoides (Indo-Pacific tarpon), 1837 nucleotides. Its product is annotated as bile salt-activated lipase-like. Gene Ontology annotation, molecular function: triacylglycerol lipase activity; sterol ester esterase activity; signaling receptor activity. Bases 31 to 1686 code for a protein of 551 amino acids. NCBI's taxonomy places the organism in Eukaryota, Metazoa, Chordata, Actinopteri, Elopiformes, Megalopidae. Gene Ontology annotation, cellular component: postsynaptic specialization membrane; cell surface; synapse. The transcript is spliced from 11 exons. The record is from RefSeq and is a predicted model, not a curated record. Gene Ontology annotation, biological process: presynaptic membrane assembly; neuron cell-cell adhesion; chemical synaptic transmission.